Molecule: messenger RNA, 3288 nt
Organism: Scheffersomyces stipitis CBS 6054
Lineage: Eukaryota; Fungi; Ascomycota; Pichiomycetes; Serinales; Debaryomycetaceae
Gene: EFG1
Product: KilA-N domain-containing central transcriptional regulator EFG1
Exons: 1
Coding region: 1209-2714 (501 amino acids)
Biological process (GO): positive regulation of transcription by RNA polymerase II
Cellular component (GO): nucleus
Molecular function (GO): sequence-specific DNA binding; DNA-binding transcription factor activity
Source: RefSeq, a predicted model, not a curated record
GUUGUUCCAAAUCGAAAUUGGGUUAGAAAUACUGGAAGUAAUAUAUAACUUUGUACCUGUUCCAUUUCAGUCCUAAUUUUUCUGAUUUUAUUUUGCCCAAAAAUAUUUUUGUUCUGCCACCGGUGAGAUUUAAAUCAUAACAUAUAUUUAUAUUAUAUAUAUACGAGAGUACCAGGAAUCACAACUUUUCCAGCUCAUCUCCAUACUUUUGAAAGUGUUGCUCCUCUCGGUACAUCAGCACAGACCUUCCUAGCAUCGGCUAUUUUCACCAUUAGCCGCAUAUCGUUCUCACGGCCUCCAUCUUUGACCAGAACCAAACGUCCACCUUGAGUUCUCGGAAGAAUCGUCCCAAAGAACCAAAAUCAACCUUCGAAUCACGCCAAUUCGACUCCACCGUCUGAAGCACGAAGUAUCUAUACUAGACCGUUGAAAUCGGGAGUCUUUGUCCAACAAACACAGCCAAUUUCAUCCUCCAGUCCAUCUCAGCUUCCAGAGCCCGUUCUCAAGCUGACUUUGUUCGUGUGUUGAUUCCCGCUUAGCCAUAUACAUCUUCAACUAGCUCCGACUAGCUCCCACCGGUAAUCCCAACCAUAGAAAGAGCUUAUAUCGCCGGCAAAGCUAUCUUAGCCCCCAAUUACCCCCCAAAACGCACUUGGCUAAAGCGCAGAAAAAAUUUCGAAGCAGAAUCCACCCUCACUCUUGCGGAAAAAAAAUCCAGUCUCACUGUUUUUUUGAUAUCUUGAAUAAUUGUUUGUUUAUUUGCGGUUGCUAGCACUUCAGUCUGGUUCACAGCAAGACAUACACAGAUAUCCACAAGAGCCAGCAGUCACGUUCCUCGAUCCUCUGCCCCAGCUUGUAAUAGCCAGUUCAAUUGUUGUAAACAAAUACAACCUUGAGUACUCGCAAAGUGUACCUCAUUGGAAAACAACAAAGAGUAAUAACAAACAACAAUAGUAGUACAAGUAGUGUUACCUAUAAUAUCUCAGUGUUACUUACAGCAUAUCGUUUCGAACGCGUUCUUCCCGAUCCCUUCAGUCAUUUCCCUAGCACGGUAGCUGAACAUCAUCAUCUGAUCGUAUUGAUCGUCUAGUGGUAUCGUAGUUCAAGAGAAGUUGGAAAAUCUGUAGAAAUCUUUUUUCCGGUCAUCUGAACACAUUUAUUCCUGAUAUCUUGACUGUAUUCAUUCCUUCAUCUGACACAUCUCCAUUAUGAACGGCAACUUCAACAACGGCUUGCAACAGACGUCGGCCACGGCCCAACAGUAUCCUUCACAGCCGUACGGCUCGUACUAUAUCCAACAAGGCCAACCCCAAACGACGCAGUCGAUACAAUCCACAGGGCAGCAGACCCAGCAGCAACAACAAGUGCAAGGUCAGCAGCAAGCACAACAUCUGCAGCUGCAACAGCCGCAAACAGGCGCGUCUGCGUCUGAUUAUUAUGUCCGCUACCAGACGUCGUACGGUGCUGCUCCACCAAACUACUCCAUGUACCAGCAAUCGAUACCAGGCCAGUUGUCGCAGCCUCAGCCUCAGCACUACAACCAGAUGGCCUCGGCACAGACCGGCGCUACCACUGCCUCGUCCUACGGGUCAGCAGCGGCUGCUGUAGCUAGUUCCAGCGUUGGAACGACGUCUAACACCCAAUCUACGCCAAUUCAGGACACCAUCAACUCCUCCAGCAACUCCACUGUUAGCCAGUAUCAGCCUCCGGGAAUCAGACCCCGUGUCACCACCACAAUGUGGGAAGACGAGAAGACGUUGUGUUACCAAGUAGAUGCCAACAACGUCUCAGUUGUCAGAAGAGCCGACAACAACAUGAUAAACGGUACCAAGUUGUUAAACGUAGCCCAGAUGACGCGUGGUCGUCGUGACGGGAUCUUGAAGUCGGAAAAAGUUCGUCACGUCGUCAAGAUCGGAUCCAUGCAUUUGAAGGGAGUUUGGAUUCCCUUCGAACGAGCAUUGGCCAUGGCACAACGAGAAGGUAUUGUAGAUUUGUUGUACCCCUUAUUUGUUCGUGAUAUAAAGCGAGUUAUACAAUCAGGAGUAACUCCUAGUGCUAGCAACGCUGCUUCUACUGGUGCUGCAUCUGCUGCUGCUGUUAGUUCGAAGGCUACAUCGACACCAACACCAGCUGUGCAACCUUCGCUCAACAGCUUCUAUCUGCAAUAUGGUCAGCAAUAUGGCCAACAGUACUCUGCACCACAAGUCAACGGUACAGCAGGUACUGCCUCCGCUGCAUCUGCAAGUGCCACCACUGCUGGUGCAUCUACGGCAGGAACCUCUGCUACGGGCCAGCAAUCGCCACAGCAAGCCACAUCGUCUACCGCUACUACCGACAGCUAUCAACAGCAGCAACAGUUGCAGUUUCAACAGCAGGCCCAGCUGCAAACUCUUCCCCAGCUGCAACAACAGCAGGUUUAUGGCUACCAGCAACCAUACUACGCCGCCUCGUCUGGAGCCCCUAACCAAUACUAUCCAUACAACCCUACUGCUGCUAGUUAUUCCAGCUACGGGAACCAGCCGGUGUAUUCGCCUUUUGGCUACGUGAAUCCCGUGCCUCCCCAAAUGCCUCACCAAGCUCAGCAGCCUCAUCAGCAGCAGCCACAACCAGCCCUGUUAGGUCAGACUAGCUCGCUAGCACUGGCUCAAACUUCUGCAGCCAAUGGUAGUGCUGUUGCUUCUUCUGAUGCUGCUAGCAAGAAGGAAGAAAAAUAGAGUGAAAAGUUCAAGCCGGAAUCAUAAAGAGAAGAAAUCAAAGAUACGAAAGGUCUAAUGGUUUUUGUGAUAGAGCUACUACUUUGUAAUAUACUUUUAUGAAUACCGGCCAUGAAUUUUUCAAAAAAAAUUAUUGUUGUGGUUUAUCUUCAGCAUGAUUUCUGGCAUUGCUCUUGAUUGCAACCGCAACCCUCCCGUUAAUUCCUAGUCAUACACUCCUCGUCUACCAGAAUUGCUAGCAGAAGAGAGAGCUUCGUUCCACCAACUGUACAUUUUUUUCUAAACAAAGAUACUUAGAAGAGUUUUUGUUACGCUAGAUCUAUAUUUUCAUUUACUUGCUUCCCAAAAUUACAUUGCAGUACAUCAUUAUAGUUGCUAAUCCCUCGUUUUUGUUUUUGUUCCAUUAUGAGUAUCCAUUGUUUUACAACUAGUUCCAAGUUUGCUUUUGCUAAUCUUCCUUCCUUUGUAUUAAAUAGUGUAUUUAUGUUCUAUACUUGUCUUCAUAGCGUAGCCAGAAGCGAAUUAUUACUCCUUACUUUAAAAUUAUUCAUUAAACGAUAAUCUUCUUCAGAAA